This is a messenger RNA of Xiphias gladius (swordfish), 1620 nucleotides long. RefSeq names its product histidine triad nucleotide binding protein 3 (gene hint3). The transcript has 5 exons. Lineage: Eukaryota; Metazoa; Chordata; Actinopteri; Istiophoriformes; Xiphiidae. Gene Ontology annotation, molecular function: catalytic activity. Bases 82 to 582 code for a protein of 166 amino acids. The record is from RefSeq and is a predicted model, not a curated record.
UCUCUCUGCUUCCCCUUGUGCGCUCGAUGACCUCUGGAAUCGACUGGACUGGUCUCAACAUUGACAGUUCAUUGUACAACAAUGGCAGGAGUUGAGACCGCGCAAAGUGCUCAGGUUGAUAAUCCCAAAACUAGCAGCGUGCCAGCUGAAGGAUAUGAUAAGAAAUGUAUUUUCUGCAAGAUUGUAAACAAUGAAAUGGGCACGGAGCUCCUUCACUGUGAUGAAGAGAUCUCAUGUUUCAGAGACAUCAAACCUGGAGCUCCCCACCAUUACCUGGUCGUCCCAACCAGACAUGUUGGGAACUGUAAAUCACUCAGCAAAGAACAUCUGCCUUUGGUGGAGCAGAUGGUCAAGACAGGGAAGGAGAUCCUCCAGAAAAACAACAUAACAGAUCUCAUGGAUGUCAGAUUUGGUUUCCAUUGGCCCCCAUUCUGUUCGGUUACACACCUACACCUUCAUGUCCUGGCACCUGCCAGUCAAAUGGGCUUCUGGUCCCGCCUCUUCUACAGACCCAAUUCCUAUUGGUUUAUCACAGCAGACCAGCUGAUUGAGCUUCUCAACUCUAAAGGAGAGGCCAACUGAUCACCUGAAUCCAGUUCUUGUAGUACUUGGCUGUGAUGCAGUGACUGAAAGAUCCACCUUCUUGCAGAUGUCAUGUUGGAUGUUACACAUUCACAUUAAGUGGCUGUCUGUUUGACCGCAGCAAAUGGAAUUUAUAUUUCUAUAUUUGUGACAAGUGACCACUUAGGUUUUUAGUUUAAUGAAAACUUUUCAGACUUGAAGCCAAGUAAAAGCUUGAAUGAAGCCAAAUGUUUUUUUCAUGCUGUUUGAGACUUGUCACACAAAUGUUCUAAGAACAUAAUUUUUUUUAACGUUUUUACAUUUAAAGAAGUGAAUUAAAUCUCCAUUAAUCUGCCAUAAUAAAAAAUGUAUUCACUUUAUAGACCAAAUUAGAUACCAUCUAAUACAAAUCUUUUAAUCAGGCAUCCCCUUUCUUAUGAACAGAAAGUUGAGUUGACUAGAACGAUAGAUUUACUGAGGUGAUUUGUAUAAUUUUCAUGAUCAUUUUACAGCUAGAGAAAUGAUUCAUAGACUGGUUUCCUGUCACGCAGGGCUGCCUAAAUGCUUUGCAGAUCUGACUUUAUACAUGUAUAAACUGAAAUGUGUUCAAAACUCUAUAAGAAAGAUGAAUUUGUACAAUUCAUAUAUUGAGAUAACAUACAUAUUAGCUGAUUAUACCACAAGUUCCUCAGUCAUGUUGAGUUACCUCUUUACUGAUGGAUCAAAGCACUGAGUGACAUCUUCAUCAACCAUUUACAAGGUUCCUUUACAGUGGAAGCGACUGAGUAACUGUCUGACACUGAAAGUAAAGUUUGGUACACUUGAUGAUCUCAACAAGCACUAAAAGACAAUGGGGUAUUUGCUCAUCUUAUGUUUGAUUUGAUGUAAUGUAUUAAGACUGUGUUAAGAUAUAUAAUAUAUAUUAUGAUUAGCUAACUGGAUGGUGCAUGAAUUGAAUACUAUUACUGCUAUACUCUACUGUAUUAAUGGAAUGUAAAUAAAUCAUACUGUAUGUACUGUACAAAAGUGUAUGCACUUUCAGAAAUGUUCAUUUAGAAU